Molecule: messenger RNA, 1896 nt
Organism: Aspergillus calidoustus
Lineage: Eukaryota; Fungi; Ascomycota; Eurotiomycetes; Eurotiales; Aspergillaceae
Source: the annotation of a GenBank genome assembly
AUGUGGUUUUCAAAGAGCGGUUCGCCCCAUGACGGCGACAAGGCAGAGAAGCGCGAUGGCAUCCAUUGGCGGAUGCCCACAGCUAUGGCCGUGUGCUGGCUCAUAGGCGUGGGACUGGCAAUUGGCCAUCACUUUUACUACUACUCGCUUAAUGGAACAAUUGUCCCUGGACAGAGCCAGCAGGAAUGGUCACUGCGAAUUGGGACGGGGCUUGCUUUCUUGACUAAGACGUUCUUAACCACUGCUGUCGGUAUUGCCUGUGUGCAGAAUCUCUGGUGGAUUCUGCGCCUGAAGCCAGUGAGGCUAUCGACGUUGGAUUCGAUGUGGGAUAUCCGAGGCAGCAUUUUCAACUUCUUCGAUCCCUUUCUGUGGGUUCGAGGCCCGAAUGUGGCUAUACUGGGUCUGAUCUCAUGGUGCAUACCGCUGGUCACUGUCGUCACCCCGUCGACGCUCUCAGUUCAGUCGACGACAGGAUCCGUGAUUCGCCAACAGCAAAUGCCCGCUAUCGAUUACGACUUUGUCAAGUUCUAUACAAUGGGCAACGGUGGCCCAGCAGGACAGAGCCCCAGCAUCUCGCGCCUGGUCACCGGAGGCAUGAUCCAAGGAACCGUGCCGAAUAUCCCAGCCCCGGCGGCAAAUUCUUCGUAUACCUUGAGCUUCUCUGGGCCCUUGAUACAAUGCAGCAACUCCAGCGACAACGUGACCCAAGCAGUAUACGACUUUGCGCAUAAAAACUACGCUCAAUACACAUCAUUCCUGGCUUUCGAAGUCGAGACAGACAACGUAACCUAUGGGCUGUACCGAGCACUCUACCCCGAGAACAACCAGUUCAUAGCCGAGUACAACGGCGACCGGAAUGGCGACAUUGCAGGGAAAACGCUCAUCACGAUAUGGCCAUACAUGGGCGCGGACAGGCGGUGGGUAGUCGAAUGCGGAAUGUACAACGCCUCAUACACAGUCAACUUUAAUUUCACUAACGGCGUCCAAACGACCACUAUCACCGACCUCGAGGUCCUCGGCCGCGUACGCUCCCACAGACAGCACGAGCUACCGAAACCACCGAACGAAGAGCAGCUGUUUGCCUACACCGGCAUGAUGGAUGCUUUCAGGGAUGUACUGGCGGGGAGAUGUACCGCGAAUCCCUCGCACUGCUCGGAUACCAGGGUCGUCUCCUCGGCUCUCGUCAACUCCCAAGCGAUAUGGGAUCUGGUUUUCGGUGACGUGGACGUUGGAAAUACCACGUAUAACUCUUUAGGAAAUUUCCUGGAUGUCAUUUCAGAGCUCGGGAGGAACCUUACCCUGAACUUCUUUGGGAAUCCAUAUUUCCUAAACACAAUCAACGGCCCAACAGUCGACGUCUACUACUCCCCAAACCAAAACGAAUACCUCUACUCCCAAAAGAACCUCCUGAUAGCCUACGGCGUCUCGGUCUUCAUCUCGCUUCUAUGCAUAAUCGCCGGAUUCUUGACGAUGUGGGACAACGGCUUCGCGUUCACCGACUCAUUUAGUACCAUCCUUCGCGCGACGCGGAACCCAAGAUUCGAUGAGAUUGUGCCGCAGGAUAGUACGACGGGUUCCGAUCCGCCGCCGGAGGCGUUGGCUAGGACGCGGGUGCAGUGGGUGGGACUGCCGUCGGCGGCGUCUGCCUCUGGGUAUGAGAGUGGAAGGGGGAGGGAGGAUGGCCUGGGCGUUGCGGGACUGAGGCCGUUGUCUGCUCUUGCGGAGACGGAGAAGGGGACUGGGAGUGGGAGAGGGAGUGCAAAUGGGGGAGGAGAGGGGGAGCGGAGCCCGCGCUCGCCCAUUGCAUUUGCGAAUCGUAUUCGCGAGAGGAAGAAUUACCAGGCUACGGCUACGGUCGCGAGCGUACAGGAGAGGUCGCCGGAUGGUUUUAUAUGA